Molecule: messenger RNA, 2257 nt
Organism: Cuscuta epithymum
Lineage: Eukaryota; Viridiplantae; Streptophyta; Magnoliopsida; Solanales; Convolvulaceae
Source: the annotation of a GenBank genome assembly
UCUCCAGUCAACACGGGACUUGUUUCUGCAUUGAAGGUUUGCUUACAUAUCUUUGACUACCGUCCACACACACUUUUACGGAUCUGUUGGAGAGAAGCCGCUUAACUCCCACACAAUGGCGUCUGAUAACAAAUUGAUGAAGAACGACCAAUUAGUCUCCUCCAUGAUAAGGCAAGGCUUCAUAUACCACCAUCCUUUCCUCUCUUCUCCAUCUCCUCCGUCUAAAAUCGCCGCCGCCGCCACUCUCUCACCUCCGCCGCCCAAUCAGAGCCCGACCCUCUUCGAAAUGAUGGCCAAGGAGCAGCCUCCUAGCUUCAGGCAAUCUCCGGAGGCUUGCCACCGAGCCCAAGAGCGAAUCUCCCGGGUUCUGGCCCACGCGCCCUUCCAAAGCCCUACCAGCGCUAACCGCUAUGGGGCAGGGGAUGUCAAUCUGACGGUGGCGGCGCGUGACGGAGGUCCCAAGGUUUCCAUGGACGUUCAUCGGAGGGUUCUGGUCGCGCGGAGCAGGUUCUUCGCGGAGAAUCUUCGGCAGGAUGGGUCCCACUCGGUGGAGAUCCUGGAUUGCGAUGAUGUUGAAGUGUAUGUGGAGACUGUCGUUCUCAUGUAUUGUGAGGACUUGAAGAAGAAAAUGAUUGGCGAGGGGGUCUCUAAAGUCUUGGGUUUGCUAAAGGUGUGUUCGGCUAUUGCUUUUGAUGAUGGAAUAAGGGCUUGUUUGGAGUAUCUGGAGGCAGUUCCAUGGCAUUCAGAAGAAGAGGAAAAAGUAGUCACUCUUCUGAAUGAACUUCACCUCUCUGAUUCAGCAUCUGAAGAUGUACUCCAGAGAAUAGCAGUUUCUAAUCCUUCAACUUCUUCUCCAGUGGGAACUGAUGAAGUCUUUUUGAAGCUUUUUGCUAGCGUUUUACAGGCUAAAGAUGACAAAGCCCGUAAAGAGAUGAAAACAAUGAUUUCUAGGCUUCUUAAAGACGAUUCCACUGAUGUUCCUCAGGAGAUUCUGUAUCAUAUUUGUCAUGAAUGCCUUAAUUCUCUGCUAAUUUCCCUGUCUGAAGCACCAAGUGUGGAUGAGAAUAUGAAGGACCGCGGAGCCAUAAUGGGCAGGAUAGCUAGAGAGGCAGACAAUGUUCAUUGGGUGGCUGAUAUCCUAAUUGAGAGAAAGAUGGGGGACGAAUUUGUAAUUUUAUGGGCGAAUCAAAAGGAGGUUGCUUCUCUUCAUUCAAAAACACCAACCAUGUACAGGCAUCACAUCAGCAGGAUCACAUCACAACUUUGUGUGGCAAUAGGUAGAGGAAAUAUUCUGGUGCCCAAAGGUGCAAGGUACGAGUUGCUAGUGACAUGGUUGGAAGCACUUUAUGAGGAUUUCGGGUGGAUGAGUAGAGCGGGUAGAUCAAUUGAUAAAAAGGAGGUUGAGGAUGGGUUGAGCCAAACGGUCCUUACUCUUCCGUUGCCCCAACAACAAGAAAUCAUGCUUAGCUGGUUCAAACGGUUUCUUAACAAAGGGGACGAUUGCCCAAAUAUGCGGAAAGCAUUUGAAGUGUGGUGGAGAAGGGCUUUCAUUAAUCAGUAUGUGGUUGAUUCUCAUCAGUUACAGAUAGCUCUUUGUGAUUAUCCAGGUUGAUGGUAUGCUCUACCAUCUUUUCAAAUUUAGAGAUAUGUACAUAUAGGAUGACAUUCUUUUUUUCUAACUUUAUAUAUGUUCCUUUGUUAUUAUUAUUUCCACUGAAAUUAUUAUUUAUAAAUAAAAUUCAAGGAAGAAUAAUGCAGCUCGUAGUCAUCAAGGAUAAAUGGUAGUAUUAUAUAUUCCCAUGUUGUAACCAUCUAAAUAUUUCAUUCUUUUAUUGAAUUUGUAGUGACUAAAUUUCUUGACUGCAAUUACAUUAAACUCCUCAAAUUCAUGGAGGACAGAGCUCUAUGUAAGAAAUGUAAUGACUAUUUAGUGGAACUUGACUGUACCAGGUAUCUUUAUUACAAAAAUGCACCUCAUCUUCGAUGCCCCCAGGAUCGACGUUACUUUUUCGAUUUCUUUGGCUUAUGAGUUGUGGUUUGAACGAUGGGGAAGCACUGAAUUUAUGGAAUAAAAUUUGGAAGUGGAAGGAAAUGCAAAAUGCCAAAGGAAACUUAUUUUCUUGUGUUUUGCUUUACCAUGGAGAAUUAGAUAUGAUGAUUGAUAUUUUUAAUCAUUUUACAUAGAUUUAGAUUAUUUCGUUUCUAUAUGAUAUAAAUGGAUAAAUAAAAUCACUUUGGACAAAUGUUAUAUUAUUCC